AUGAUAUCCCUCGUAUGCUGUGCCGCGAGCGGUGGCGUCACUUCCGGCGGCGCUCUGGGCGGCGCAUCUCGGUUGUUCCGGCGUGAGGGCGGCGGUGGUGAAAGUCACUUUGACGGGAGCAGCGACGGCCGCCAUGGCUGAGGACAUCAGAGCCAAACUGGAGCACUACAAAACCGCUCCGUUCGACAGCCGCUUCCCCAACCAGAACCAGACCAGGAACUGCUGGCAAAACUACCUGGACUUCCACCGCUGUGAGAAGGCGAUGGCGGCCAAAGGCGCGGAUGCCACCCCGUGCCAGUGGUACUACCGAGUCUACAAGUCCAUCUGUCCCACCUCCUGGGUGACAACGUGGGACGAAUCCCGUGAGGAGGGGACUUUCCCUGGCAAGAUCUGAGCUUCAGGUCGCGAGAGCGGGGGCCUUUUGUGGGGCUGGGGGGUCGACUGUUGUCACCUGGGGGUGUCGGUGACAAACCUGGUGGAGUCGGGGGACACCGUUGUCACCGUGGGCCGAGCGACACGGCCAAUAAAUAAAGGGUUAAACUGGC
This is a messenger RNA of Lagopus muta (rock ptarmigan), 545 nucleotides long. RefSeq names its product cytochrome c oxidase subunit 6B1. The record is from RefSeq and is a predicted model, not a curated record. The transcript has 4 exons. Bases 134 to 394 code for a protein of 86 amino acids. Gene Ontology annotation, cellular component: respiratory chain complex IV; mitochondrion. NCBI's taxonomy places the organism in Eukaryota, Metazoa, Chordata, Aves, Galliformes, Phasianidae.